UGAACGUCAUCCGCCGUGCUGCGUUCAGGAGCACCUGACUGUAGAUCCCUUGGUCGCGUCUGCCUCCGGUCAGGUGUCACUCAUGCUAUUACCUGGGGGUUGUAUUUAGCUAAAGGUUAGCGGUGUCCCGGCUGUGAUGGACCGCUGGAAGGGCAGAGUGGCUUUGGUGACCGGAGCCUCGGUCGGGAUAGGGGCGGCCGUAGCUAAGGAGCUGGUCCGGUACGGUAUGAAGGUAGUGGGCUGUGCCAGGGACGUCGAAAAAAUACAGAAACUGGCAGAGGAGUGUCAAAGUACAGGCCACAGUGGUGUGUUGGUACCUUUCAAGUGCGACUUGAACAACGAGGAAGAGAUUCUGUCCAUGUUCGCUGCCCUCAAAGCGCAGCACAACGGGGUGGAUGUGUGCAUCAACAACGCUGGCUUGGCUCAUCCAGAGUCACUGUUAAAUGGUAACACCAGUGGCUGGAGGAACAUGCUGGAUAUCAACGUUCUUGCAUUGUGUAUAUGCACACGUGAAGCAUAUCAGUCAAUGAAAGAAAGAAGUGUUGACGAUGGGCACAUCAUAAACAUAAACAGCAUGAGUGGACAUCGUGUAGUACCCAGUACGGAUGUACAUUUCUACAGCUCCACCAAGUACGCUGUGACGGCCCUGACCGAGGGCCUGAGACAGGAGCUGCGUGAGGCCAAAACCCACAUCAGAGCCACAUGUAUUUCUCCUGGUGUAGUAGAGACAGAAUUUGCUCCUCGGCUCUACAGAGACAAUGCUGAUAAAGCUGCUGCUUCAUACUCUAAAUUUAAGCCUUUGGAAGCAAUAGAUGUUGCUAAUUCGGUUACAUACGUCCUAAGUGCCCCUCCCCAUGUCCAGAUUGGGGACGUUCAGAUGCGACCUGUGGAGCAGCUGUUGUAGUUCUGCACCAUACAGACACAUUCUUCACCCCACUGGUUUACUA
Sander lucioperca (pikeperch) is the source of this 947-nucleotide messenger RNA. Its product is annotated as dehydrogenase/reductase SDR family member 11-like. Bases 137 to 904 code for a protein of 255 amino acids. Gene Ontology annotation, molecular function: oxidoreductase activity. The transcript has 7 exons. NCBI's taxonomy places the organism in Eukaryota, Metazoa, Chordata, Actinopteri, Perciformes, Percidae. The record is from RefSeq and is a predicted model, not a curated record.